This is a messenger RNA of Neofelis nebulosa (Clouded leopard), 1008 nucleotides long. RefSeq names its product ripply transcriptional repressor 2 (gene RIPPLY2). The transcript has 5 exons. The record is from RefSeq and is a predicted model, not a curated record. The coding region runs from base 1 to 876 and encodes 291 amino acids. Gene Ontology annotation, biological process: embryonic pattern specification; negative regulation of transcription by RNA polymerase II. Gene Ontology annotation, cellular component: nucleus. NCBI's taxonomy places the organism in Eukaryota, Metazoa, Chordata, Mammalia, Carnivora, Felidae.
AUGCCAGCCUUUAGAACUCUUCACUUGGAAAUUGGCUGCUCGGGCGAGUGUUGUUUUUUCCCCCCGCAGCCAUGUGUCGAAGAGCGAUUAACACUCGCUCGACAAAACCCAUUCCCGGGCCAUUUGGGAGUUGCACGCGUUCGCACCCGAGCUGGGGAGAGAGGGGCGGAGAGGGCGCGAACCGCUCAGUAUGCAGCAGGCAGCCGGGGCUAUAUAAAGCUCGGGUCUCGGACCUGGCGGGGGAAGAGGUCUGGCUUGCCCGAGAGCAGGCAGCCGCCUUCCGCCCAGCCCCAGCCCCAGCCCCGCCGCGCCAUGGAAACCUGGCAGCCCUCGGCAAGCGGGGCCGGCGAGCGCGCACGCCGCCGCCGCCUGCCGCCCGCGGCCCCCGACCGCCCCGCGCCGCGCGGGGGCGCGGACUCCGGCUGCGGCGCCUCCCCCACCCCGGCCCUCCCGCCCGCGUCUCCCGAGCUCCUCCCCUCCGCUCUCCGCCCCCCACCCGCCCCCGGUCCACGCUCUGCUGUGGGCUCUUCUCCCGGGUCUGGGCUCACAUCUUCCCUGCGCGCCUUUUGCCCCCCACCCCGCAGAUCCGCAGGCCUCUGGAGACCUUGGGUUGACGCCAGAGGCGACGGGGAGGAGGGGGCGAGGCACCACGCGGCGGAGGCGAUGCCGGAUGGCCCCGGGAUGACCGAAGCCGCAGGAAAGCUUUCCCAAUACAGACACCCAGUCAGACUAUUUUGGCCCAAAUCAAAGUGUUAUGAUUACUUAUAUCAAGAAGCAGAAGCUCUUCUGAAAAAUUUUCCAAUUCAAGCCACAAUUUCAUUUUAUGAAGAUUCUGAUAGUGAAGAUGAAAUUGAGGAGCUGAUCUGUGAAAAUUAAUCUGAUUAGUUACUUUUGAUGACAUUAAAAGCUUAUAGAAUUUAAAUUUAGUGUACAAAUGUAUCAUAAUCCUUUAAACUAAUUUAUUUGUAUAUAAAUUAUUAAUAAAAUGAAAUAUUUUGGAAUUACAAA